GCCAAAUAUAGCACUCUUACUUGUUUAUUCAAAGUUUAGAAAAAUAAGUGAACCUUAAAUUUAAUAUUUACCUAAAAAUAUCACAAAUACAUACCUAUGUAUAAUGUACAUCAAAAUAUAAACAGACUUGUCCAUCAAAAAUCACUGAAACGAACACUUUGUAAUGGUAUAUAAAUAAGCGAUAUUGUUGUAGUUCAUUUAAAAAAGCCUAUUCAGUUUAAUGUAUUAAACAUGUAUUUAAUACAAAUAACACAACUGCUGUUAACAACAAUGGCUAUUUCAGCUAAAGAACUGGAGGAAACCAAUACUACGUUUCUACCUUACACCUUAAAAUCACAGAAAAAGCAAGAUGCAGUAUUAGCGGACUCGUUACAAAAUAUUGUAUUAAGCAGUAAUAACGCUUACAUUACAAAGGAUAAAGAAGCAUUAAAUGUAUACGAAGAAAAUAGUGAAAUAAUUAAACCGUCAGAGAAGAAUAAUUGGGAAAGACUAACAACAUUUCUGUCUACAGGUCCAGCCACUUCAAAUAAACAUGAAGUUAGUAGUUAUUUAUGCAAUACACAAAAUCUACAACACUCAACAUCAUUUUUUAUCAUAUAUUUUAUUUAGCAGUGUGACAUUAUUUAAUCGUUUAUUGUCUUUGUCCCAGCCAUUUGGUUUGGUCGGAAAUUGUAAUUUCUACAAAAAUGACUUGUAACAAACAAACAAUCAACUUAUGUAUGUUUAACAGUAUAUUAUUAAGAAACGUCAUACUGUUUUAAUAAAAUUUAAUAAAAAUACAUAAAUAUUUUUGUAUAUUUAUUCAGUAAAAUCUUUUAACUAUAAACGACCUUUUAGGUUCGAUUAUGUUAAAUUAAA
Lucilia cuprina (Australian sheep blowfly) is the source of this 858-nucleotide messenger RNA. RefSeq lists its product as uncharacterized. The record is from RefSeq and is a predicted model, not a curated record. The transcript is spliced from 2 exons. NCBI's taxonomy places the organism in Eukaryota, Metazoa, Arthropoda, Insecta, Diptera, Calliphoridae. The coding region runs from base 232 to 609 and encodes 125 amino acids.